AUGACUCCUGCUGAGCCGAAGGAGUUGAAGGAGCAGUUGCAAGAGCUACUGGAUAGUGGUUUCAUCAAACCGAGUACUUCUCCAUGGGGUGCUCCAGUUAUGUAUGUCAAGAAGAAGCAUGGUUCCUUUCGUUUUUGUAUCAACUACAGGCAGUUGAAUAAGGUUACCAUUAAGAAUAGAUAUCCUCUCCCUCCCAUCAAUGAAUUGUUUGAUCAGUUGCGGGGAUUUCUCUCGAAUAUUUGCACUUUAACUAAGCUGACACCGAAGGGUGUGAAGUUUGAGUGGAACAACAAGAAUUCUGAGUUUGUUAUUGUGGACGGAGUUCUCAGCGAGCGGAAGUUGUCUGGCGCUGAGAUUAUUCAGGUUACCUCGGAGAAGGUACCGUUGAUUAAACGUAGGUUGGAAAUUGCGUUUAGUCGACAUAAGAUUUACGCUGAUCCGAAGAGGAAAGACAUCAAGUUUCAGGUUGGUGACUUCUUGUUUCUUUGGGUUUCUCUUAUGAAAGGCGUGGUUCGUUUUUGUGUCAAGGGGAAGUUGACAAAGAGACGGAGUCCGAUAUGCGGAAACGUUAUCACUACCUUUUUCCUUAAGGUACAUGGGGCUUAUGCUUAUGUAUUUACGCUUUGA
Mercurialis annua (annual mercury) is the source of this 627-nucleotide messenger RNA. RefSeq lists its product as uncharacterized. Lineage: Eukaryota; Viridiplantae; Streptophyta; Magnoliopsida; Malpighiales; Euphorbiaceae. The transcript has 5 exons. The coding region runs from base 1 to 627 and encodes 208 amino acids. The record is from RefSeq and is a predicted model, not a curated record.